AUGGACCUCGACACGCCGCCGCCCUCCGCCGUGCCCAAUGGCGCUGCCGCCGCCGCAGAGGACGACGCCGACCCCAUCAUCGCGUCGUACAACGUCUUCACAAACCCGGCGCCCGCGUCGACCCGCAAGAUCCUGAUCCUGCAGCACCCCAACAAGCAGGGCGACAUGCGGGGCGACAACCCGCCGCUGUCCGAGGUGCGCGUCAAGCCCUCAUCGGGCAUGCUCGAGGUCGACGUCCCGCUUAGUUAUCACGACGGCUCCUACGACCGCGACAAGGGCAUGCGCUGGGGCCAGGCCCUGCAGCGCAGCAUGAACCAGAAGAACGGCGGUAGCCACGGCCUCGCCGGCGGCUUCGGCGUCGGCGUCCCCGCCCCCCGUGCCGGCCGCCGCAAGGAGGAAGACCGCGAGACCUACGACUGGACCGAGGCUGUGCGCCGCGACCAGGUCUUGCGCACCCAGACCCUCGGCGGCCAGUACGCCGGCCGCAACGCCGAGGAUGAGGAGUGCAAGUGGAUGGUGGGUGUCUUCAAGGGAGGAAACCUCCACCUCACCCCAGCCCAGUCUGAGAUCCAACUACGGCCACAGCUGCACCACCUCGAUGCGGUGGCCGAACAGGACCGCCUCACGCGGCCACGCGAGGGCCAGGGCCCGGGUCUAGGCGGGGCCGGCCCCGGCAAGGACGGACCCGGCGCGGGCGCGCAGCCGGCGCCCAAGGCCAUCACCAUGACGAUCAAGACGACGGCGUCGGGCGACCAGCUGGUGACCGAGACCAUGGCGGACCGGCUGCGGAUGGUGCAGAUGGAGAACUGGCAGAAGCUGCGGUUCGUCGACGAGGACGCCGACGACGCCUGGGAGCUGUACAACAAGACGCUGCUGUACCGGUCGCCCGCCGCGCUGGCCGAGGCCGGCGCCCAGGACCCCAAGGGCAAGGGCAAGGAGGCCGCCGUCAAGCUCGACGAGGACGAGAAGGAGGACCUCGAGCACCGGGCCACGCGCCUGCGCACCCGCUGGGGCGAGGAGGACCUGCUGCAUGCCAUCGCCGGCAAGGACCGCCAGGGCGUGCUGGAGGGGUACGGAAACACGUCCAUGCCGGGGAUCAAGCCCGAGGACGUCGUCGAGGACGGCGCGGUCAAGAAGGAGGGCGCCGACGGCUCGGCUGCGGGCGCCAGGAAGCCGUCUGCUGCUGCCGCGGCCAAGGGGAAGGCAAAGGCCACUGCCACCGCUGCCACCGCCGGUCCCUCCACUGCAGCGAGACGAGCACCAGCCAAGGGCAAGGCGCCUGCGUAG
Messenger RNA from Neoarthrinium moseri, 1287 nucleotides. RefSeq lists its product as uncharacterized. Bases 1 to 1287 code for a protein of 428 amino acids. The transcript is spliced from 2 exons. Lineage: Eukaryota; Fungi; Ascomycota; Sordariomycetes; Amphisphaeriales; Apiosporaceae. Gene Ontology annotation, biological process: DNA-templated transcription. The record is from RefSeq and is a predicted model, not a curated record. Gene Ontology annotation, cellular component: nucleus; RNA polymerase III complex.